Molecule: messenger RNA, 2087 nt
Organism: Cottoperca gobio
Lineage: Eukaryota; Metazoa; Chordata; Actinopteri; Perciformes; Bovichtidae
Gene: nudt8
Product: nudix hydrolase 8
Exons: 5
Coding region: 166-1455 (429 amino acids)
Molecular function (GO): coenzyme A diphosphatase activity
Source: RefSeq, a predicted model, not a curated record
AGCUACGCCCCUGAGUAAAUACAAGCUUAACAGUUGUUGGAAGAGUUGCGUAAGGAAUUGGCGUCACCACAGCGCAGUGAGGGCAACGCUGAUGCGCAUGAAGCUACUCUGCGCCAUAUUGACUACUGGCAGCCGGCUAGCUGGGCGAAAGGCCAACUUUGAAGGAUGUUUCGGGCCCCCCGGGUCCUGAUUUGGUCUUGUCACAUUAGGCCAUUGAGAGAAUCCCACUGCCCUGCUUUCUCUGAGCACACUGCUGCUGGAUGGCAGGGUACAAGAGAUGUGAAGAAAAGGAGAUAUGAAGGGAUCCAUGCAAGUAAGGAGGGGUCAUCAUUGACCACAGAGACUGUAUCCCGCUUAAAACUGCUGCCUUUACUUAAAUUUGACUGUGCUUAUCAGAAACUAAGACCCGCUUCAUUUCAAAACUUCUCAUCCAAAGCUAUUUUGUCCAGCCAUUAUCACCUCCCUCAGGUUUCUACCUCUGCAAAAGCCAAACGAGGAUCUGACUCUUGCAAAUGCGCUGUAGUGAAAGAUGUAGUUCAAAACCCCAAAGCUGUGAGCACUUACCAGAACUGUUUAAUCAACACAACUUGCCUUCAACCCUCAAAAAGGGCUUUGGACAUUAGCCAACCUUCACUCAGUUUCACACAUAAGACUCGGUGUCUUCAAAGCCAUUUAUCUUGCAGACAGCACGUUGUUAGACCUUUCAGCUCGUCGACACAUACGCAAUGGAUUUUGAGCCACUUUCACAGGAGACAACUACCCUCCAUUCUCUCCUCUCACAACACCAGAGCAGUUCAUCUGGCAGCCGCUCACGUGGCAGACACCUGGAGAGACUGUCUGUCCCUGAAGAAUGAAAACAGGUGUAGACAGAGCCUGGGAACCAACUUGAAGCUGUACGAGGUGGAUAAGGGGAAACAGGGGGCAAGUCAGAGCCAGGGAAAGAACCGGGGGAGAUGGGCGUCAGUCCUAGUCUCUCUGUGCUCUGUUGAGAGUGAGCCGGCUUUUCUGUUUACUCUGCGCUCCAGCACACUGAAGGGCAGGCACAAGGGAGAUGUCAGCUUUGCAGGAGGAAAGAGCGAUCCAUCAGAUGUAGAUGUGGUGGCCACAGCGUUGAGGGAAGCAAGGGAGGAGCUGGGUGUUUCUGUGGCAACAGAGAAGGUGUGGGGCAUCUUGAAGCCUCUCAGGGACAUGUCGGGGAUGGUUAUUGCUCCUGUGCUGGCUAACCUCGGCCCCCUAGAGGAGUUGUCUUUCAAGCCGAACCCUGGAGAGGUGGAGGAGAUUUUCACCCUGCCCUUGUCCCACUUGUGUAACCCUCAGAACCGUGGCUACACACACUUCCGCACCGGCAACAAGUACGGAUACACACUCCCAGUGUUUCGUAACGGGAAGCAUCGAGUAUGGGGUCUGACAGCCGUCGCCCUAGACCACACCUUGAAACUCAUUGUCCCUCCUUAGCAUUUAGCAGCUCCGUUGCAGGAUCUUUACAGUUGACAGCAAACCUAUAAUGUGACUAAGUUCUAAUUAUGACAAUUGUGCAAUCAAGCUUUUUGUAGCAGGAAUCUGCGUGAAUACAAAAUAUUUUCAUUUAUGAAGGUGAAUUCCUUUCCAGUCAGGAGAAGAAUAUUUUCACUUGUGCACUUUCUGAGCCUCAGGUGUAUAAGAAUCUAUCGAAUGGAUUGCGUGUAUAAAGAUGGCCAGCUGUGAUGUCACUGAUAAAGAGCAGGCGCUGGAAGUCUUUGUCAUUAAUUUGUAGACCAGAUGUGAAGUAACAACAUCAAAAAGCAGCACCAACACUUUAUUAUACCUGAUUGAUUCUUACCUGAACACUAACAGUAUUUCUAUAUAUUAUGGACUGAAACAAAUCAUUUGUUAUUUCACCUUGAAAUCUUCGGUUACCAAUUAAAUACAUUUGAACAAGUUAAAUCAACGAGUUACUGAGAUAACUUUCCCAUACGAGUUUCACAUGAGGCUUGUGUUUGUUACAUUUGAUCAGCUCAGCUACAGCAGAGUGUGAGUCAGCUCAUGCCCAUCCAUCUUGCACUAGAUCAAUUCUGGACUGUUGAAAUAAACACAUCAUGUGGUGUAAA